UUUUUGAAUCAACGAUCCAGUUUUUUUUCAUUCCUCAAGUUCCUAUUUCUUCUAAAUGUGAGUAGGGUAAAAUUCUUUUUUCAUCUCAGCUUGGGGGUAAAAUUUGUAGCUUAGAUAACAAAAAAAAUUUCGAUUAAAAAAAAACAAACACCUCUCUCAAUAUUUAGAGGUGGCCCACUAAUUUUGAAAAUUAUUAAGGAAUGUGAAUUGCCGAAUAUCAUAGAUAUAUACAUAGGAUAUGAUCGUUUCCAACUGAACUUCUACUCUGAUACAAAAACAGAGAUAUGUAGUUUAAAAUUUUGUUUGGAAGAAUAUCCUGAAGAUGUUGAUAUCAGUCUUCUAGGGUAGCUUAAACAUUUCCAUAUCUACGUGAAGACACACCAUACAGCCAAUGAACGUAACUCAAACCACAGGAUCUAUACCAAAUAAUUUUUCAAGAUAAACUAAAUUUGGCAUUUCCUGAUGUACAGACAACGUUACGGUUGUUUUUGAGUCUGAUGGUUACCAAUUGUUCAGGGAAACGAUCUUUUUCGCAGUUGAAGCGUUUAGAAAAUGAACUGCGGACAACCCUGCUCCAAGAAAGAUUAUCGGACCUUGCUAUCUUGUGUAUAGAAGCCUAAAAACUUCGGACUUUAUCAUUUGAAGAUAUUAUUGUUCACUUUGCGGAGCUCAAGUCUCGUAAAAAAACUUUGCAGCAAUAAGUAUAAAUGAAAAAUAUGAAAGGACAAUGAAAAAAUAUAUAAAAGCAAAGAACAGAAAGAAAACAAAAUAAAAGCAACAAAUACAAAAAAAAAGGUUGACGCAGAAAACACGAAAAAAAAGAAAUAGUUAAAAACCACAGAAAAAAUGAGUAAAAACAAAACCCCAUCGAUAGAUUUCUACGUUGUCACGGGAAUUGGGCUUGAUUCACUAAGAGGAAUCAUGAUAAAUACAUUUACAUAUCGUUUUGGGGCCUCCAACAUAUUAUAGCUUAGGGCCUUCGUAUAACUUUUUGUUAAUUCGGCCCUGUCCCAAGCUAAUUGUAAGAGAGAAAAGAAAAUUUUGUUUUUUUGCCCCACCCUACUUUGGACGUGAUGCGAAGUUACAUGUAUACGUGCUCGGCGCUACACUAGUUAUGCUUGAAUAUUAUACAUGCCGCAUUGUUUUGCACGGGAGGUGGCUUUUGGGCAGCUACUUGUUACGUCUGGAGGGGAACAGUACUUUUAAACCUAAUAUUGAACUAUUGCUUCUUCGGCGUAACGAUGAUUUACAAUCUUACAAUCAGUGGCACACGCGCAUACCAGAGGUGAAGCUGAGCGUUGCGAUAGAGGGUGCAAGAAACGCCUGGUCGCGUACCGGGAAAAUGCCAUUUAGAAAUUUCGCAAAAUGAAUAACGGUCGCCCAUCCUCUUAGCUGUCGCCUACCGUCGUGACAGUAGCAGAGCAACAGCCUUGGGAGAACUAUAGUGCUCCAGCUAGUAGCCUCAUUGUCAGUGCGACGAACUGUAUCGUGCUUCUCAUUGCUACUGCAGCCAAUCGAUGAAAAAACAAAAUACUGAUGUGUGUCAACUACAAAAUGGGGAAUAGUCUGGACUUGAAAAUAGAAGAGUUCGUAAAACAUCUUCAGCGGUUGUUAUUGGGCGUCGACGACGAAACGAGAAAACGUUCAUCAAUCAUUAAAGUGAACAAUGAUAAUCUAUCGACACAUGGGGCUCUUUGUUUUCCUACUUGCAUCGAGACUUGGAAGAAAGUAUUUCCAAAAAGUUUAGAGCCCGGCUUACGUUGUAGAGAUAUAUUGGAAUACUACCUUAUUAGAAACGGAAUCGCAUACGAUGACGAGCAGAUCACAGAAAAGGCUUUCCAGAGCGUGAUUCGAGCAAGUAGCGAUUGGUAUACAAAAAUUGCGAAGUGCGUCAUUGAGAACAAAAGAGUUAGCGUUUUUUUGAACAGAGAACAAACUUUUGCUAAUACCGUCUCUCGAGUUCUGGCUCGAGGUGACAGCUACGGAGAGUUUGAGUCGAGAAAUGAGUGCUUUUAUUUUAAUGUCAUCCCAGACAGAAACUCUGAGCUAACAAAUCUAAGAUUACGUCUAAUUAAAGGUGUGACUGAGAAUGUACUAAAGGCUCAUGGAUGCCAAAUGUCCAAUAAUAUCAAUAGCCAAAAUUAUAACAUCACUGUUAGGUCUGGAAAUAAUGUCUCCGAAAAUGAAUCUAAAGUAUUACUCUGCGGCGUCGUAAAGAGCAUGGAGACAAAAGCAAAGGAUACAGCUCUCACAGAAGCAGAAUAUUUGAGACAAAGACUGGCAGAAUUAUCCAAAAUGUCAAAUCACAAACGCAUUAUCUCUGGUGAGCACGGAUGCCCCAACACUGUACUGUUCCAGCAAAUUGCAGAUGCUGCGAUUGCGCUUGAAUUUUUGGCCGUGAGACCAAAUCGUGCUCUGACAAUCUCUUCAAGUUCUGCGUUAUACAAGAGUUCUCUUAACCUUAAGGGCUCCUUAUUCAUCCUCUACAACACAGCCAGAAUUUCAGCCAUAUUUCAUAAAUUUGAAGACGAAUGUUCUAAUGGGAAUUAUCCAAGUUUACCAAAUAUUGAGAAUGUGGAUUUCUCACUAUUAGAUCAAGAGGAAGAGUGGGAGCUGUUGUACAAUUUUCUACUUGGCUAUCCAGAGAUGCUUAAAAGUUGUGCGCGAUUAGAUGUAAACCUGGAAAUUUGCCCGCAGUAUAUUUGUUCGUUUUUGUCGCACUUGUGUAAUAAAUUUAGCGCAUAUUAUCGACGAGUUCGGAUCCUAACCGAGGGAAGAGAUCAUUUGAUGCCAACGAUGAUGGCUAGAUUGUACCUACUCAAGGCUGUACAAAUAGUGACGUGUAACGCUUUGAGGUUAAUAAAUACAAAUCCAGUUUCGCAGAUGUAAGGAUAAUUCUUGUGCUUCAAGAUAAGCGAAUUACACGAGACCGUAGUUUAUGAUUAUAACCAUGGAAGAAAGUUCUGAUGUUAUUUUGUGAUUAUUGUGAAUUGACCUCACCUCACAGUGACCUUAAUAUAAUUUGUGGAGGAAACAA
Athalia rosae (coleseed sawfly) is the source of this 3037-nucleotide messenger RNA. RefSeq names its product DALR anticodon-binding domain-containing protein 3. The transcript is spliced from 6 exons. Gene Ontology annotation, biological process: arginyl-tRNA aminoacylation; tRNA C3-cytosine methylation. NCBI's taxonomy places the organism in Eukaryota, Metazoa, Arthropoda, Insecta, Hymenoptera, Athaliidae. The record is from RefSeq and is a predicted model, not a curated record. The coding region runs from base 1537 to 2889 and encodes 450 amino acids. Gene Ontology annotation, molecular function: tRNA binding; arginine-tRNA ligase activity; ATP binding.